Messenger RNA from Aspergillus eucalypticola CBS 122712, 678 nucleotides. RefSeq lists its product as uncharacterized. The transcript is spliced from 3 exons. Bases 1 to 678 code for a protein of 225 amino acids. The record is from RefSeq and is a predicted model, not a curated record. Lineage: Eukaryota; Fungi; Ascomycota; Eurotiomycetes; Eurotiales; Aspergillaceae.
AUGUGCUAUGUUUUAUCAAAGCCGUACAGUGGCUUGGGGUUAGCGUCUCCACACUUCCUCUUUGCUAUAUCGUGUAUCGGGGCAAGCUUUGACGACUAUUCGAAAGAGAGUAUAUGUGGCCAGUUGGAGACAAUAAAAAAGAAAAGACAGAGGAUGGAUGAACCCAUGAAGCCCUGCCCAAGAGUUUCCGAAGAGGAUCGACUAUACGAAGGCCUCACACCUGUGGAAGGCGAUGUGCCACUACCAACCUCAACGCCACGAAGUUCUCCGAUCUGCAAACAGAGUAAUGAUAGUGUUUCAGAUACGGGGACAUGGGGGCCAUGGCGCAGUUAUAGAACUGUCGGAUGCCACCAGUUUGAAGAUCAAGAUUCCCCGUGCACGGUAGGUACGAGCGAUAUGUUUGUUACUCUUGAACCCCACGAAACCUGGAUACAUGUUGAGAAGCGCGAAAUUAAAUUUGAUCUGCCGGAGGAUGCUCAGACGGGCGAGGUCCUCCGAUACCAGUUUAAGGGAUGCAAGCUGAGCUGGUGGGAUUGGAGAGUAAAGGAGGAUCACAUUGACACAAUUGUCAGAGUUGUUGGGUUUGGGACAGCAAUCGCCAUUCCACCGGAUAAUAAUGGACGGCCGAAUGUUCUGGUACUAGCUUCAAAUACGCUGCAGUUCAUCGUUAUCGAAUAA